Molecule: messenger RNA, 4306 nt
Organism: Bombus terrestris (buff-tailed bumblebee)
Lineage: Eukaryota; Metazoa; Arthropoda; Insecta; Hymenoptera; Apidae
Gene: rb
Product: AP-3 complex subunit beta-2
Exons: 10
Coding region: 1-3150 (1049 amino acids)
Biological process (GO): vesicle-mediated transport; intracellular protein transport
Cellular component (GO): AP-3 adaptor complex; membrane coat
Source: RefSeq, a predicted model, not a curated record
AUGUUAACUGCUGCUGCGAAUUCGUUAUCGAAUAACGGUGGUUCUUACAGCAAUGAUAGACCGUCGAGCACAGCAGACCCAGAACUUGCAACUGAUCCCGCUUCAGGUGGAUUUUUUCACUCGGAUUAUAAAAAACAUGAAGAUUUGAAACAAAUGUUGGAUAGUAAUAAGGAUGGACUUAAAUUAGAGGCUAUGAAGCGUAUAAUUGGGAUGAUAGCAAAGGGACGAGAUGCAUCAGAGUUAUUCCCAGCUGUAGUAAAAAAUGUUGUAUCAAAAAAUAUUGAAGUGAAAAAAUUAGUUUAUGUUUAUUUGGUCCGUUAUGCUGAAGAUCAACAAGAUCUUGCACUUUUAUCUAUUUCUACAUUUCAACGAGCAUUAAAAGAUCCUAAUCAAUUAAUAAGAGCAAGUGCUUUAAGAGUACUUUCAAGUAUAAGAGUUUCUAUGAUAGUGCCUAUAGUAAUGCUUGCUAUCAAGGAUUCAGCCAGUGAUAUGUCACCAUAUGUACGAAAAACUGCAGCACAUGCUAUUCCUAAACUUUAUUCACUAGAUUCUGAGCAAAAAGAGGAAUUAAUAGGUGUUUUAGAAAAGUUACUAUCAGAUAAAACAACUCUUGUUGUGGGUUCUGCAGCAAUGGCAUUUGAAGAGGUUUGUCCCGAAAGAAUAGAUUUGAUACAUAAAAAUUAUAGAAAGCUCUGUAACUUAUUAGUAGAUGUCGAUGAAUGGGGUCAAGUUGUUAUAGUCAACAUGCUUACAAGAUAUGCAAGAACACAAUUCAUUAACCCUAAUGUAGAUAGCAUAGAAGAUGAUGAAAAUCGCCCGUUUUAUGAUUCUGAUUCUGAUUCGUCUAAUACAAAGAAACCAAAAUUAACAAUAGAUCCAGAUCAUCGAUUAUUAUUGCGAAAUACAAAACCUCUUUUGCAAAGUAGAAAUGCUUCUGUAGUAAUGGCAGUAUCUCAAUUGUAUCACCACACUGCUCCACGAAGUGAAGUAAUGAUUGCUGCCAAAGCAUUAAUUAGAUUAUUAAGAGGACACAGAGAAGUUCAGAGCAUAGUUCUCCACUGCAUUGCUAACAUAUCAAUUGCCAGAAAGGGAAUGUUUGAACCCUUCCUUAAGUCAUUUUUUGUGAGAACUUCAGAUCCUACUCAUAUAAAACUUCUGAAAUUAGAUAUUUUGACCAAUUUAGCAACUGAAACUAGUAUCGGAGUUAUACUAAGAGAAUUUCAAACUUACAUCUCUAGUAGUGAUAAAGAAUUUGUUGGGGCUAGUAUACAAGCAAUUGGGAGAUGUGCAAGUAAUAUAAAAGAAGUGACUGAUACAUGUUUGAACGGAUUAGUUUCAUUAUUGAGUAAUCGAGAUGAGGCUGUCGUAGCAGAAAGCGUUGUUGUUAUAAAGAAGCUGUUACAAACUCAACCAAACGAACAUAAAAAUAUAAUUGCUCAUAUGGCAAAAUUAAUGGAUUUCAUAACUAUACCACAAGCCAGAGCAUCUAUUUUGUGGCUCUUAGGAGAAUAUUCAGAUAGAGUACCUAAGAUAGCACCGGAUGUGCUUAGAAAAAUGGCUAAAAAUUUUGUAAAUGAACAAGAUAUUGUAAAACUCCAAAUAUUAAAUUUGGCUGUAAAGCUGUGUCUAAAUAAUCCUAUUCAAACCAAGCCAUUUUGUCAAUACGUUUUCCAACUUGCGAAAUACGAUCAAAAUUACGAUAUUAGAGAUCGUGCACGUUUCUUGAGACGUUUUAUUUUUGACGAAGAUGGUCAUGAGAAAAAUCUUCCACAGCUUGCAAAAAGAAUAUUUCUAGCUCCAAAACCUGCACCAACUCUAACAUCUAGGUUCAAAAAUUCUGAAUAUCAGUUAGGAACAUUGUCACAUUAUUUAGAUAUGCCAUGUGCUGGUUAUCGUUCUUUGCCACCCUUCCCUGAUGUAGCGCCUGAUCCAUCCGUAAGAGACGUUGCAAGUGGCACUACUAGAGAUGCAAGAGAUGAAUAUUAUAGAAAAGAGAAGAAAGACAAAAAGGGAAAAGAAAAAGAAAAACCCUUUUAUAGUGAUGAAGAAAGUGUUCAAGCAGAUGAAUUAAAUAAUGAAAAUGACUCUUCAGAUACUUCAACAACUGAUUCUUCAGAUGAGGGGAGUGACUCAUCUGAGUAUAUAUCAGAAUCUGGUAAAUCUGAGAAUGAUAGUGAGAAAAAGAAAUCUACGAAGGUAUCUGAUGAGUCGAAUAGCGAGUCUGAAAGUGAAGAAUCAGAUUCUGAAGAAUCAUCUGAGAAUUCUCAGGAAAGUGAAGAGGAAAAGUAUAGGGCUUCAAAUCAAGAAGCAACAGAAAAACCAAAAAGCAACAUUGAUCUCCUUUUAGAUUUAGAUGAUGUGAUCCCAAUGACACCGGUUAUGCCAUUAAGCACAGGUAGUCUUCUUACUCCUAUCAAUUUGAAUAUUACAAAUGAUGUCAGAGAAAUUUCAGCCUCAUUUAUUUCCAUAAAGAAAUCUGAAUUAUUAAAUACUAUUACGGGACAUGGCUUAAAAAUUGAAUAUAGAUUUACUAGAUCGCAGCACUUAGUAAGUGCUUAUUUAGUUACUAUUGAAUUAACAUUUUCCAAUGAAAGUAGCGAACCUGUUAAAGAAAUACAAAUAGGAGUAAAGAAUUUACCAAAAGGAAUGGUUAUACAUGAUUUUAUGCGAAUACCACUAUUAGAAGUAAAUUCAAAUUUGUCCACAACAUUGGGAAUCAAUUUUAACGAUUCCACACAACCAGCGCAUUUUAAUAUUGACUUUGCAAUUGGAGAUGACAUGUAUUCCUGCCCAGUUACUAUUAAAGCUCCAAUUGGAGAAAUAAUAAGAGCCGUGUUCUUGCCAGAAAAUAUGUUUACAUGUGAAAAAACUAAAUUGAAGGGUAUGAAUGAACAUGUUGCAAAAGUGCAAUAUUUUGGGAAUAAGAAAACUAUAUCCCAAAAAGUUUUUGAGACUGCGAAUGUUGCAAUGAUAUCUAGCAGUGAUGAAGAGAUAAGAUUUGCCGCCCAUACAUUAGCAUCAAAGUCCUUAGUAUUAGUAACAAUAAAAGUGAUAGGUAAUGAAUGUUUGGAAAUCUGUGUUAACUGCGAAAAGAUGGUAAUAGGUUCUAUCUUGUUAACUGAAUUAAAAAGUAAUUUAAAGAUGAACUAAUUAUUUUUUAUUUAUAUUCAUAAAUUAAAUAUAUACCGAAUUUAUUUACAAUACUUGUAUAAAAUAAAUAUAAGACUUAUGAUAAUUAAGUGUAUAUAUAUGUUUAAUUCCACAUGGAUAUAUAGUAAUUAAAUAUAUAAAUUUAAAUAUAAUAUAUUUGUUAUGAAAUCAUUAGAUUUUUAUAAGAAACUGAGAUUAUUGUUUGCUACUACUUGUUUGGUAAAAUAUAUAUACACAUAUAUAUGUAUAUAUCAAUUUUAUAAAUCACGCUAAAUUACUCGUUAAGUUAAUUACCUCAUAAUGUCAUACUUAUACCCUCCCAAAAAAGUAUAAAGUGUUAAAGUUGAACAAUCAAAUUUUAUAUUUAUUAAGUUAUAAAGAUGAUUCAUAGCGAAAAUUAAGAGAGAUUUAACUAAAAUCAGACUUUAUGCUAUGUAUAAUUUCAUGAGUGUUUUCUUAAAAAAUAAUUUGUUUCUUUUAAUGAGUUUCUUUAAAUAGUUUUUGUGAGCUUGCAAAGUAUAAUACUGUUCUUUCCACGUAAAAUAAAAAAAUAUAAAAUUUAUAAAUAAUAAUCUUUUUCAUUCUAUUUUAACAAAUUAAUGAAAACUUUCAAUGUUUUCAAACAAUAAACAGAUAGAAUAAAAUAAUGAAAGAAACGACACGAAAUGAUUUUUUUGUAUAUUAUUAUAUAUCAAAAUUCACUAUUAUUUUGAUGAAUAUUUUUUUAUAACUUUUUACAAAAUAUUUACGAACCUGUGCUUAUUUAAUACUUCGACUAUAGUUCCGAAUGGUACUGGCAUAGGGCUUAUGGCUUAUAUCAUACUAAUUUACAUAAUAUGGACUUAUGAGCCCUAGUGGCCGACCAACGCGAAAUUUGAGGGGCUGAACUUCAAAUAUAAAAUUUUAGCUUCGGACGUUUAUUAGUUUACAAGAAUAAUAAUAAAAAGCUUCUGGUAUUAUUCAUCCAAUUCUGUUUAUACAGAUGUUACUAAAUAAUCGUUUUCGCAUCGUCGCUGACUAUCGAGUACCUGAUGAUAUCAGUAUCUAUAGGGUGUCCAGCAUUGAUAUAUUGGGUGUAUUUCGGUUUUACUAUAAUUUUAAAAUUUUUGAAGAUAUUUUGUAUAAUAUAAAAAGUAAUUUUUUUCAUUAUUAUUAA